AUGGGUCCUCUUGUUCGAGUGCUUAGAAUCGUCGACAAUGAGAAAAAACCCGCGAUGGGUUACGUGUACGAAGGUAUGGAACGAGCAAAAACUGCAAUUGCAGCAGCUUUAGGAGGAGAAGAUAAUGCAGAAGACAUUGUUGUGUCGGGAAUUAUUGACAAGAGAUGGAACUGCCAACUUCACCAUCCCUUGCACGCAGCGGGUUACUAUCUUAACCCAGAGUUUUAUUGCUACAAUGUUGACAUUGAAAGCGAUAACGAAGUGUCCCUUGGACUACAUGAAUGUAUUAACAAGCUUGAGCCUAACAAGGACACACAAGAUAAGAUUAAUGUUGAGUUUAUUCAUUGGGUGAACCAGUCUGGAUUUUUUAGUCUAGAAACAGCAAAGCGACAACACGGUAAAAUAGCACCUGUUGAAUGGUGGAAGUUGUAUGGGAAAGGCACUCCAAAUUUGCAACAACUAGUUAUUAGAGUGCUAAGUUUAACGUACAGUUCAUCCGGGUGUGAACGAAACUGGAGCACAUUUGAGCAUAUCCAUUCGAAGAAGAGGAAUCGUCUAGAGCAUAAAAAACUACAUGAUCUCGUCUAUGUUAAAUACAAUAACAUGCUAAAGAAUAGACGCGAUGUGGAUGCGGCAUAUGAUCCCAUUUCAUUGACUGAUAUUGAUGAUAGCAAUGAAUGGUUAGUAGGAAAGAUGGGUGAAGAUAGAGUUUUUACUGAUGAUGGAGAUUUGGUUUGGGAUGUUGUAGGAGAAGCGAGCGGAGCAGGGGAGCGUAUACACAAUACAAGAUCUUCACAGUCGGCUGCUUCACAGCCGUCUGCUUCGAGGGCAUCUGCUUCAAGGCCGUGUGCUUCAAGGCCGUCUGCUUCAAGGCGUUCAACUUCAAAGCCUUCUAGUUCAAGAAGAUUGGUUGAUGAAGAUUCCGAAGAAGAACAAGAGGAAGAACAAGUGAAUGCUGCUGCUGGAAAAGGCAAAGCAAUUGCUGUGGAUGACGAUUCCGACUAUGAUGAUCUUUAA
Helianthus annuus (common sunflower) is the source of this 1017-nucleotide messenger RNA. RefSeq lists its product as uncharacterized. Lineage: Eukaryota; Viridiplantae; Streptophyta; Magnoliopsida; Asterales; Asteraceae. Gene Ontology annotation, molecular function: protein dimerization activity. The transcript is spliced from 3 exons. The coding region runs from base 1 to 1017 and encodes 338 amino acids. The record is from RefSeq and is a predicted model, not a curated record.